AUGCCUCCGGGUCGACACCAACCCCCAACGGAUCCCGCUUCACCGAAGAAAUUUUCAAACCAGAUUAACCCGCCCCCAAUAUUCAGAUCAAGACAUGCAUGCAACACGUCCCAACACCCUGCCGAUCCUUUCCUUGUUCGGACCCUUCCAGAAGGCUUCCAUGCGUCUUCCGUUUUCAGCCAACCGCCCUUUCCAGCCUUGCUCGAUUCCUCGAAUAACUCGGCCGGCGCCAGGGACGAACAAAGCUUAAUGGAUAGGACCCCGAACACUCCGAUGGCGAUGUUUCUCGCCAAAACUUCCCAUGAAUACAUGUACUUACUGCUCCCUGUCCGGGCCCGCCCCGUUUCUCUAUAG
This is a messenger RNA of Histoplasma capsulatum G186AR, 354 nucleotides long. RefSeq lists its product as uncharacterized. The coding region runs from base 1 to 354 and encodes 117 amino acids. The transcript is spliced from 2 exons. Lineage: Eukaryota; Fungi; Ascomycota; Eurotiomycetes; Onygenales; Ajellomycetaceae. The record is from RefSeq and is a predicted model, not a curated record.